AUAUAUACACUUGUUAAGACUCUGAUAUCUGUAAUGAUAUACAAUAGGGUUUCCCCAGUAUCCUCAGUUUUUAUGAACCAGCCUAUAAACACUGAAAACAAUUGGCCUAAUUGCCUGUUUGUCGAAGCUGUUCUAUAAAUAGGAAAGUCAUCUGUCUGUUAACCCGAUGGGGUGUAUACUUUAGGGCUUGUUAGUAGAUUUUAUUGAUGGUUAUAGGAACUCCUACUUCCAGCCCAAACUGGAAAAAACAACUGAGAAUACCUGUUACUUAAACAUAAAUUGUAUAAUGAACCUCUCCUGUAAUCAGAUUUUUUACUCAAUUUUAAAUAAGAUUAGGGAGGUGUGCACGUGUGCUGCCUUGAAUUGCAAUUGUAGUAUAUUAUGUGCACUUCACGUGUAAUCGGGAAUUAGCCAGGCAAAUAUGAUGAGAUUUAACAGCCUCGAAGGUGGCAGAGAUUAAACGAAACGGAGCAGACAAAUGUUUUCCCUCAUUUCCACUUGGCAAAUCAAUAAACUGAAUUCAUACAGAUAGACAGCCGAAGGAGAUACUUGUGCAUACGUUUAUUGCUCAGAUAAAUUCCCCCCAGGGUGGUAAAAACUCAUAAAAAAAAUAUUUAUAAAAAAAAAGUGUGUUUUUUUAAUCAAUAUUUGAACAACAAAUCAGCAAUGCGAGCAGGCCGUAUCUGCGAGAUACAAUUUUCUACAAAAACCCGAACGAGCUGCCAGAAGAUGCGUAAGCCGAAUUAACACCGAUGCGUUAACACAAUUAGUUGAAAAGUGAAAAACGACAUAAAGUAGGGGCUGGAGAUAAAAUAUAAAAAAAAGAUCGAAUCUAUAUGCCAGGCCGGGAGUGCCGACAAAAAGCGAUCCAACAAAUUUGCAACUUUACACUCGCUGGGGCCUUUCAGUCGCGAAAUGAAGCUCCAGCAUCGCGGCUGAGUCGAAGAAAAAUAGACAUAUGUCUCGCAGCUGAAUAUAGAAAAGUGAUAAAAUAAAAAAUAAAUAAAUAUUUUAAAAAUUAAUACAACGAAGAUUAAAGUGUUCUAAGCCAUGGCCGAAAUACUGAAAGCAUUGAAUAUAACGGGCAACCUGCUGGCAGGCCUCGAAGACAGCAGCCAUGAAUCGGGGUUCAAUCACACAACUUCCCCUGCCACCGAUGCUGGCGGCCUCAAUGCCACUGCCACCUUGAAUGCCACCACCAGCGGCAGUGGCGAAAAACUCGAUCUGGGCGGCUUCGAUCUGCCAGGGAACUACUCCAUACUCAUUAACAAACUGGAGCAGCUGGCCUUGGGCCUGGAUUCGGCGCUCGGCAACUUCACCAUCGACCGCCAGGAGGUGGAGAUCAACCUGAGUGGCGCCGCCUCGGCCAAUGAUGUGGCAGAUGUGGCGGAUGAUCUCUUCAACGACGUCCUUCCAGCAGCUAGAUCCCCCACACCCCACAUAGCCCAUGGAUCCAGGAUAUACACGGGCGACGAUGAAAAGGACUUUGCCCAUGUGGUCAGCGAUAUUUGGAUAGGCGUCAUCCUGACCCUCCUCAUCGUCUUUGUGAUAUUCUUCAUUUGUGCUUGCUUUGUCUACCACAAGUUCCAGCAGUGGAAGAAUUCAUAUCGUGCCAAUCACAGUGAUGCCACAAUCGAAAUCUGUCGCCGUUGCCCGCCAGACUAUGAGGCAGAAUCCCUACCCUCGUACACUAUUGUUUCCGGGCUGCCCACCUACGACGAUGCUCUCGAGGAGUUCCGUAAGGCCGGCAUCAUCCUCACCCCGGCCGUAGUGCCCAUCAUCAAGAUAUUCGAGUGCAACGAAAACGGCGGCAAGGAGCCAGCCGUGGGAUACAGUUUGGUGGAGACCAAUGUACCUGGUCUAGAUGGUGGGGCAGCGGACACUGUCUCCAUAGCCUCGACCACCUGCAAUUGCGGCAACUCCUCGCCCACGUCCUCGCUGCCCAGCUAUAGCGCCGCCACCGCAGCUGCCAUGGCGGUGGCUGCAGCUGCCCCGCCCCAAGUGAUCGAACUGUCUCCGGAACACCUCGCCUCCUUGUCGCAGAAGCGUCUCUCUCUCCAGAUCUCAUUCAACAACUCGGUGCGCCGCCAAUCUCCAUCCGGGGCAGCCCUACGGAAUCAUCUUCUUCGCUCGCGCGCCGUGGGGAACACCGCUGGAAUGGGUCCUCUGGAGGCUGGUUCCGGUGCUAUUGCGGUGGUGGCUGGUCACGGGUCAGGGGGUGCUGGUGCCCAGAUCCUGCCCGCCCUGCACCGCUCCUCGUCCACGCUCUCCCUGUCCAAUGAGCGCCAGUUGCUGGAUCAACGUCUCAGGCACCUGCAUCAUCGUGGCUCCCUUUACUGAGAGCAGACCUUGAGGGUCCCAACUGCCUGGUUAUUCCUUCCUAAAUCGUAUUCCUUACAUAAUCCCAAGAGUUGUUAGAUUUAGGCCACAUGCAAUAAAUAUUUGUUAUUUUUUAA
Molecule: messenger RNA, 2456 nt
Organism: Drosophila bipectinata
Lineage: Eukaryota; Metazoa; Arthropoda; Insecta; Diptera; Drosophilidae
Source: RefSeq, a predicted model, not a curated record